CUGACACUUUCUUUAGCUCAAAUUAUUGCCGCAAUUGCUAAUGCCAACAAUUAUUUCCAAGCAGACAGCAGCGGAACUAACUUUUUGACCGUCUUUCCAUGGAACAAUGCCCCUGCAGGAUCUCCUCAACAGAUAUCUCUCAAUUUUAUCAAUGUUGAUAAACGUAAAACAGCAUCUGUAAAUGUGACUUAUUAUACGCUGAACAGCAAGGAAACCUCCGUGAAGAAUGAGACACGCAUAACAGUUUCCCCACUGAACAGUGCUACGUUUGAUCUUCCACCUAGCUGUGUUUAUCAAGGAUACAAGGUCUCAGAACUUCCUUCUAUAGAAACUAUUUCAAAUAGAAAAAUUCAAGUAGUGUCUGAUUCACCAAUAUCAGUAGUUGCACAUAAUUUUUACAAUGAUUCUGGUGACUCGUACACAAUCUUACCAGUGUCCUUGUGGAAAAAAGAAUACAAAUUCUCACUCCCACCUGCACAGAGAGGGUCUCACAUGCUUUAUUUCUUGUCAAUUAUGGAAGUCGAGCUGCAUUUGAAAGUGUUUUUUGGCACGAGUAAAACAGAGUUUACAAUAAACCUUACGGGGGAGGAAGAAGCUAAAGUUUAUGUGCCUUCAACAGACUCAGAAGCUUUGACUGUAAUUGUCACAGGCAGCAUGAUCUUUACAGUAAUAGCAGCAGUGAGGAGGUUACCAAUAUCGAACAGCAACGGUCGUUCUGAUUUUGGUUGCUUUAUACCCAGCUCAGCCUUUUCCUCUCACCUUCUACACGGCACUUACGUAACUACCUUAGACACAGCUACAUAUUAUUCUUUUACGCCUGCAAAUUUUUCAAAGGAUAAAUUUGAAGUAAACGUUGAAGGAGGGUCAAACAUGAAGGAAGUUUUACACCUUAAAGCAAAUGGUUCUCAAAUGCCUCAGCACAUUAGCCAGAGUUACUAUGGAGAUAUUGUAGCGUUUCAGGAGUCGUAA
Molecule: messenger RNA, 969 nt
Organism: Enterobius vermicularis (human pinworm)
Lineage: Eukaryota; Metazoa; Nematoda; Chromadorea; Rhabditida; Oxyuridae
Source: the annotation of a GenBank genome assembly